Molecule: messenger RNA, 4779 nt
Organism: Amblyraja radiata (thorny skate)
Lineage: Eukaryota; Metazoa; Chordata; Chondrichthyes; Rajiformes; Rajidae
Gene: ufl1
Product: UFM1-specific ligase 1
Exons: 19
Coding region: 488-2875 (795 amino acids)
Biological process (GO): regulation of proteasomal ubiquitin-dependent protein catabolic process; response to endoplasmic reticulum stress; protein K69-linked ufmylation
Cellular component (GO): endoplasmic reticulum membrane
Molecular function (GO): UFM1 ligase activity
Source: RefSeq, a predicted model, not a curated record
CGUGUGGCUUGCAGAGUCAGGGAGAGCGAGCUCCGAGCUGAUUGUGGCCGGUCGCAAAGCGCCCAUUUGCGAAGAGCAGCCGUCCCUGGGCCGCUGCAGCCCGGAGCGCGAGUCACUGUCCCUGGGCCGCCGCAGCCCGGAGCGCGAGUCACUGUCCCUGGGCCGCCGCAACCCGGAGCGCGAGUCACUGUCCCUGGGCCGCCGCAACCCGGAGCGCGAGUCACUGUCCCUGGGCCGCUGCAGCCCGGAGCGCGAGUCACUGUCCCUGGGCCGCCGGAGCGCGAGUCACUGUCCCUGGGCCGCCGCAACCCGGAGCGCGAGUCACUGUCCCUGGGCCGCCGCAACCCGGAGCGCGAGUCACUGUCCCUGGGCCGCCGCAACCCGGAGCGCGAGUCACUGUCCCUGGGCCGCCGCAACCCGGAGCGCGAGCUGCCGCCACCACCACCAUCACCAGCAGCAGGAGCAGCAGACUGAAGGGCGGCUCGCCAUGGCUGCAGACUGGGCUGAAAUCCGGCGUCUGGCAGCCGACUUCCAGAGAGCGCAGUUCACUAGCACCGUGCAGAGGUUGUCUGAUCGAAACUGCGUUGAAAUUGUUGCUAAACUAAUAGCAGACAAACAAUUGGAUGUGAUAUAUACAUUGGAUGGUAAAGAGUAUAUCACCCCAGCUCAAAUUGCCAAAGAGAUACGAGAUGAGCUGUACGUUCAUGGAGGCAGGAUAAAUAUUGUGGAUCUGCAGCAUAUUCUUAAUGUGGACCUAACACACAUCGAGAGCAAAGCAAAUGACAUUGUUAAAUCAAACAGAGAUAUCCAACUUGUGUUGGGCCAGCUGAUUGAUGAAACGUAUCUGAAUCAGAUGGCUGAAGAGGUUAAUGACCGACUGCAAGAAGCUGGACAUGUUACAAUAGCAGAGCUCUGUAAAUUGUAUGACCUGCCAUGUGAUUUUCUAACAGAGGAAUUGUCACGGCGUAUAGGCAGAAUUAUAAAUGGACAAAUGGACACCUAUGAUCGAGGCGUCAUUUUCACAGAUGCUUUCGUUGCUCAACACAAGGCCCGGAUUCGAGGACUUUUCAGUGCAGUAACUAGGCCAACGCCAGUAAGCUCUUUGAUAUCUCAGUAUAAAUUUCAGGAACAUCUUCUUUAUUCUUUUCUUGAAGAGUUUAUUACCAAUGGUCGCUUGAAUGGAGCAGUGAUUGGUGGGAGACAGGAUAAGGCUGUCUAUGUCCCUGAUAUCUACUCAAGAACUCAAAAUAACUGGGUGGAUUCAUUUUACAAGCAAAACAGCUAUUUAGAAUUUGACACUUUGAGCAGGCUGGGAAUUCCAGAUCCAAUAAAUUAUAUCAAGAAGAGAUACAAAUCAGCAUCGAUGACCACUUUAACAGCCGUGUGUGUCGGCCAUACCAUUGUGGAUCAGGUGGAAGCCUCAGUCGAGGAGGCUAUAAGAUCUGACAUGUGGGUGGAUAUACAGCCCCUGUUGCCCAGUUCGUUCUCUGUGGAAGAUGCCUCCAUAUUGCUCCAGCAGCUGAUGAGGACAAUGAACAAACAGUCUGAUUCUUGGAUCUUCGGCGAUACCAUUGUGGUCAGCGAGCAGUUCAUUAACAGCUGUGCAGCACUUUUUGAUCAGAUGAUGCAACACAAAGCUGAACAGGAGAUGCAGAACAAUCACGCCCACGUGUUGACAGAAGAGGACCUGAAGCAAGCUGCUAUUAUUGCCGAAAGUAUGAUUUCAGUUAAAAAGGACAAGCGAGAGGAUAGGAAGAAGAAAACAUCAGAUGGCAGUGGAAGUGCCCGCGCUGGAGGUGGUGGUAACGCAAGGGAAAUCAGGACCAAAAAGCACAAGAAGAGAGGAAAGCGAGAUGAGGAUAGUGAUGAAGAGAUGCCAAUCACAGGUAAACGCAAGCCAAAGGCAGCAAUUUUCAUGCCAAAAGAAGAAAUUGAAAGCAUUUUGAAAAAUCAUAAUCAGGAUUGUCCAGAAGAACUAAUAAGUGAACUUGCAGAACAUUUGAUCAGACGUUUAAAUAAAAGCUAUCAGGAGGUGUUGCAUUCAGUGUUCACAUCCACAGCCUCCUCUACCUCAGGAGCUAAUCGGAAAAAGACUGUGAAAGAACUGCAGGAGGAGGUCUCACAGUUUCAUAACAAUAUAAGGCUGUUUGAGAGAGGAGCCAGACUCUUUGCAGAUGACACACAAGUUCAACUGGAAAAGCAUUUAUUGAAGACCAUUUGCACUGACAUCUCCAACCUCCUGUUCAACUUCAUGGCUGGAGACCUAAUGAUGUCAGUCGAAAUCUACACAUCAAUAACCUCUGAGCUCAGAUUGAAAAUGUUGGCAAAACUAGCUGAGGAAAGUAGAGGUCCUCUCUUGAAGCUUCAUAACUCACUGAAUGGCAAAUGUAUUGAAGAGUUUCUUUCCAUUUUGGAUGGUGUAACAGAUGUUUGUGGACUUAUGCUCAAAAAGAUCGAUAAAAAGAAAGAAAGGCAAGUCCUGUUCCAACACAGGCAAGCAUUACUUGAACAAGUCAAAACAUCUGAGGACCCUGCACUGGUUCUGCAUCUGACAUCUGUUCUGUUGUUCCAACUUUCAUCACACCACAUGCUUCAUGCGCCUGGCAGAUGUGUACCACAGAUUAUCAGUUUCCUCAAUGGCAAGAUUCCUGAGGACCAGUACAAACUCCUCGUGAAAUAUCAAGGUCUAGUCGUGAAACAACUUAUUGGUCAGCACAGAAAAGGCAAAGGAGAUGAGGACUCUGGCGAAUACAGUAACAUUGAGAAAGAGGCAGAGAGUGAAGGAGAGGCAGCUCGAAAGGAGCUGCAAGAAUUAACACCAUUCGUCAAAGAUCUUGUAUUGAAACCCAGAAAGACAUCGGUGACAGAAGAGUGAAAUUACUUUGGAAACAUAACCUGCUGGAAUGGCCAAGUUUGCCAAUCGAUUUGUGCAUUAAAGAGUUAUAAUUUAAAAAUGCCAUUUGUAUAUUAGACAGGAACAUUCCUGUUCUACCUUGAUUACAUUCAUUAGAUGGGUAAUAACAAUUGGUUUAAUACAAUUAUUGGACCUUAACAUUCUACUUGGGAUUAUAAAAUAAGCAUUUAAAUGUUGGAGAUAGCAGAGUAAUUUUGUUUUUCAUUGGUUAGUACAUUUCAGAUACAGAGAGAAUAGUAAAAUAGACCACAUCUGCUUAGGUGAACACUUGCACAUUUAUUGGGAUAUUGAAUUUUUUUUAGGCUAGAAAGAGUAAUUAUUUCUGCAGACAUUGGCUGAUUCACAAAAGGUAAGAAACAAAAAUGUCACAAUAGGUCCAAUCCUCUACAAUGUUUUCAACACAUUCACAGCCCGAUCAGGCACUACCAUUCUUUAUUAGUCCAAAUGGAGUAAAUGCACAUUAAGUUGAAACAAACUCUUUUUAGCCACUGCAGAAAAGAAAAAAAGGAUAUACAAAAACAUGAUUGUGGAUGCUGGAUGAAAACACGAAAAGCAAUUAUAUGGCUUCAUAACUGAAAGAAUUACGGAAGUGUUUAAGAACUUUUCUCAGUUCUGGUGCUAGGUUCUAUCUUGACCUGUUGGGGACGUGAUAUGUUAAUGUUUUUUUUUUGGAAUAAAUAGUGAUAUUUAAAAAAAGAUUUGUGCCACCUUGCACAUCAAGUCUUGAAGAGCAAAAAUUACUAAAUGUUGAAAUACUCUUUGAUGAAAAGUCACAGACCUUACACAUGCUGACUAUCUUUUAACAGAUGCUGCUUGACUUGCUAGUUCCAGCAUUUUAUGUUUUGGAGUCACAAAUCUCAUACUUUAAAACAUCAAGUCAUCUAAUACUUUCCUUUGUUUUUAAGUUGUGCAUCAUGGAAUCAUGGUGGCACAAAUUCCUUGAAAACCAACCUAAAGAUUGCUUCUGAAAUUUUGAAUCCUGUUUUUAAAGGAAAGUUAAAAUAUUAUCUAGUACUACUGUAAGAAAACUAUUUUGAUUAAAUAAAAAAGUGGAAUUCGUAAAACAGAACUUUAUGAAGAAACUCGCACAUUUUUCCCGUCUUUGUCUAUGACUAAGACAGACAGUCAAAGACAGAUGACUUGAGGUGCUCACUUGGGAGUGGGGGGGGCCUCAAUUUGGAGUGGGGGGCUUCAAUUUGGGGGGGGGGGGGGGGUUUGUUGGACUGAGGAAGAAUGAUGGCAAAUGAGAGGCAGUUUGUGGAGCAACUGUGGAGGAAAUGGGGAAAAAGGUUAACAUUUUGUUUUGUGCCAGCCUCUGAACUUGCUAGAAUUACUAGCCUGAGUUCACCAUAUUGUGUUUAUGUACAUCCGUUAGGGCAUACAGUUUGAGAUUUCAAAUGCUGUUUUACAUUUUAAAAGGUAUACUCAAUGUCUAACAAACAUCAAUUGAAUUGCCAUUUCAGAAAAGUUUCCUUAGAUUAAAGUUGCUAAUAGUUACAUUACAAAUGAUGGUCUGUUUAGUACAUUUGUGAUCCUUGCUAACACAGAAUCAACUUUCCGAAGGGCUCUAAUGAUAUUAGAUAUUAGAUAUUUUGUAAGUAAUGAGUAUUUUGUAAGUAAUGCAAAGUGUUAGAAAGCUGCUUCUGGCCACUAAUGCUUAGUUUAUUGUUACAUGUGCCUAGAAAAUCACCCUCGGUUGGUACCACCAAAUGUAUUGUAUGUUAGCAGCAGCAACAUUUAUUACUUUACCUCAAAAACUGAGUUCCAGAGAAGUCCUUGCUACACUACUUAAAACUAUUGCAAUGUUAUGUGCAAAUUCAGUGAGAAUGGUUACAAAAAAAAUAAAAGACAUAUCUUAAAUUCUU